AUGAAGAUACUUUGUAUUUUUCUGACUUUUGUCUUCACUGUGUCUUGUGGUCCAUCAGUUCCACAGAAAAAAACAAGAGAAGUUGCAGAGAGAAAAAGAGAAUGUCAACUUGUUCGUGGUGCCUGCAAGCCAGAAUGCAACACCUGGGAAUAUGUACAUUAUUACUGUGAUGUUAACCCCUGCUGUGUGGUACGGGACUACCAAAAGCCAAUCAUAACAAAAUCACUACUAAAUUCUACCGAAAAUAAAUUACAAUUAUAA
Rhinopithecus roxellana (golden snub-nosed monkey) is the source of this 261-nucleotide messenger RNA. It is a transcript of the gene DEFB113, whose product is annotated as defensin beta 113. The transcript has 2 exons. NCBI's taxonomy places the organism in Eukaryota, Metazoa, Chordata, Mammalia, Primates, Cercopithecidae. Bases 1 to 261 code for a protein of 86 amino acids. Gene Ontology annotation, cellular component: extracellular region. The record is from RefSeq and is a predicted model, not a curated record. Gene Ontology annotation, biological process: innate immune response.